Messenger RNA from Ogataea polymorpha, 1496 nucleotides. RefSeq lists its product as uncharacterized. Bases 222 to 1169 code for a protein of 315 amino acids. The record is from RefSeq and is a predicted model, not a curated record. Gene Ontology annotation, molecular function: protein serine/threonine phosphatase activity. Gene Ontology annotation, biological process: G1/S transition of mitotic cell cycle; peptidyl-serine dephosphorylation. The transcript has a single exon. Gene Ontology annotation, cellular component: cytoplasm. Lineage: Eukaryota; Fungi; Ascomycota; Pichiomycetes; Pichiales; Pichiaceae.
GUUCGAGUCGAUAAUAGGUUCAAUCACUUGCUUCCUGACUUUUAUGGUUACAGCUUACUCUUUUAGCUUUGAAGAGCAUCAUAUUCACACAUUUGAGUCAAAGGCUUAUUUCUAUUUACUAUACUAAAUUAGCGACGUCUACAAUUUGCAAGUCAAUUAAUUAGUUGAAAGCAAAAAUACAAACUUCCAACUUAACAGUACAAUCUUUGCAUUUCAAGGUCAUGUCAGAGCGAGGUCCAGAUCAAUGGUUCGAGGACAUUAAAAACUGCAAAGCUCUUCCGGAAAAUGAUAUGAAGCAACUAUGCGAAAAAGUCAAAGAUCUUUUAAUGGAGGAGUCAAACAUUCAACCCGUCAGGUCCCCUGUUACCGUUUGUGGUGACAUUCAUGGACAGUUUCACGAUCUUCUUGAAUUGUUUAAAAUUGCGGGAGGCUUUCCCUCUCAGUCUGGCCUAAGCACUAAUUAUAUCUUUUUGGGUGAUUACGUCGAUAGAGGGUACUUCUCGCUUGAAACUUUCACGUUAUUAAUGAUUCUCAAAGUCAAAUUUCCACAGCAUAUAACAUUGGUGAGAGGCAAUCAUGAAUCGAGACAGAUAACGCAAGUGUACGGAUUUUAUGAAGAGUGUUUGAACAAAUAUGGCUCAACAAUGGUGUGGAAAUACUGCUGUCAAGUGUUCGAUUUCCUUACUCUCAGUGCAAUAAUAGACGGCAAAAUUCUUUGUAUCCAUGGCGGUCUUUCUCCAGAAAUUCGUAUGCUGGACCAAAUAAGAGUUCUAAGCAGGGCUCAGGAGGUGCCCCAUGAGGGAGGAUUUUGCGACAUUGUUUGGUCAGAUCCGGAUAAUGUAGAUACUUGGGCGAUUUCUCCAAGAGGUGCGGGGUGGUUGUUUGGGGCAAAGGUAGCCAGAGAGUUUAAUCAUAUCAAUAAUCUGCAGUUGAUCGCGCGCGCUCACCAGCUAGUCAUGGAAGGAUUCAGGUACCAUUUUCCUGAUAAAGACGUGGUAACUGUCUGGUCUGCCCCAAAUUACUGCUAUCGAUGUGGCAAUGUUGCCAGCGUGAUGAAAGUGGAUGACAAUUUGAACGUCAAUUUCCAAAUCUUCAGUGCCGUUCCAGAUGACACGCUGAAAAUCAACCCAUCUAAGAACCAAAAAAAUGGAAACGAAUACUUCUUAUAAUGCAUUAUCCAUGAAAGCCUAAUGAAUAUGAGCCUCACAUUGAAAUUGAUGUCUUUGAUGUCUGAGGAACUGAAUGAUUACGUGAAAAAUGUUUGUAUCCUUUGAUAGCGUAGGCCUACGUAUUGACUAUUUGAUAUUUUAUGUACCUCUUCCUAUGUUCUACAGCUAUCUGUACGGAAACUCGACCGCUUCAGUGACACUAGGGUAACGGACAACACUUCAUACUACCUAGCGUGAAAAGAAAUGCAGCGGUUGUGCUUCUUGCUCCAUUUGGAAGUAAUAGCUAGCUACCGUUCAUUUUAGCGAGUCAAAUUCAACACAAAUUAC